Messenger RNA from Laetiporus sulphureus 93-53, 3027 nucleotides. RefSeq names its product WD40 repeat-like protein. Gene Ontology annotation, cellular component: nucleolus. Gene Ontology annotation, biological process: positive regulation of rRNA processing; positive regulation of transcription by RNA polymerase I. The transcript is spliced from 7 exons. Gene Ontology annotation, molecular function: protein binding; RNA binding. The coding region runs from base 1 to 3027 and encodes 1008 amino acids. Lineage: Eukaryota; Fungi; Basidiomycota; Agaricomycetes; Polyporales; Laetiporaceae. The record is from RefSeq and is a predicted model, not a curated record.
AUGCCCGUUCCUGUGGACGCAGUGCGCCCUGCGCCGGUGUCCAAGGCCAAAAUAGAUCUUGCAGACAUCGUAAGGGACGAUGCGCUCACCAACAGUUCUCCAACUCCGGGCAAAACUCGCAAGCGCAAGUGGAAAGCCAAGGGAGCAGAACAGGUUGCAGAACUUCCAGAUACCGUUGAAGCAGAACCUUGGUCAUGGAAAUCCCUGACAGAAUCUUCCGCGAGUAAAAUACCACCAGUCUUCACUGAGGAUGGAAGUUAUUUCUUCGCCGUUUGUGGCUCCUCCGUCAAGAUAUUCUCUGUCGCUACCAGCCAGGUAGUAUCCACGCUCGAUGCCUCCUAUAUCGGCGAAUCUGCUGCAAUGGGUAGCUCCUCAGCUUCUCAUGCGGUGACUGCUGCGAUCAUCAAUCCGCACAAUCCCUUCCAACUGCUUACGGGCUCUCACGACGGAUGUCUGCGGAUAUGGGAUUUCUUGGAUGCUGUUCUUUUGCAGACCAUCAAUGUCAAGCGUCCUAUCUUGUAUGUCGCGGCGCAUCAGAAUUUCAAGGAGCAUGUCUUUGUGGCCGUUGAGCGGCAGGGCAUAAAGAAGACGAAAGGUGGACGCGAAACAGAGGAGCACUAUUCCGAGGUCCUCCGCGUUUCUCUGCAACCGACGGAUGAGACUGCUGGCUUAUCAGUGCAGACUUCUUCUAAAAUAUUGCAAGUGGGAGUCAUGCGCCGCCAGGCGACGGGCUUAGCUCUGUCGCACAGCGGUGCAUGGCUUGUAGCGACUGGUGGACAUACAGUCUACGUCUGCGCGACGUCAAAUCUCAAGGGUGGAUUCACCAAGUUCGUCUCGCCAGAGCAUUUGACAUGCUUCACAUUUCAUCCCUCUGAGGAAUACUUUGCCACGGGCGACGCUAUAGGCUGCGUUCGUCUGUGGUAUUGCCUCAACGCAGGUGCUAUGGUCAAGGCCACUGGCGUAAAGAGGACACCUCAGACGACCAUGAUGCACUGGCACGCGCAUGCCGUCUCUUCCAUUGCCUUCACCCCCAAUGGCGCAUAUCUCCUGAGUGGAGGUGAGGAGGCCGCAUUGGUCAUAUGGGUGUUGCAUUCGGGCCAGAAGGAGAUUGUGCCAAGGGUUGGUGCACCUAUUGUCCACGUUACAUCGUCCAAGUCGGGGGAUAGGGAGGAAGAGUACCUACUUAGCCUCGCUGAUGCAUCAUUCGUCUUCGUUCGUUCUUCCAACCUCCGGAUAUCGCGGUCAAUAGCGCGGAUCAAAUUAGAUCCUGCCACUGGCCAUGCACGGCCAUCUAUACAUGAUCCCGUCCCUCUUGCACUACAUCACCCGACAUCAAGUCUAUUGCUACCUUCGUCUCACCCGUCAGUUCUCCAAAUAUUCUCACCGUCGUCGUCGAAGCUGCUGUCUGAGAUCGAGGUUUCGCCUUCAAACCGAGUAUCGCGGACAGACGAGAAGCCGUUGGAGCCCCCACGAGUGGAACAGGCUGCAAUAUCUGAUUCGGGAGAGUGGAUGGUGACGGUGGAUCGCCGAGAACGUGGUGAUGCCUUUCAUGCCGAGAUGCACUUGAAGGUAUGGUCGUGGGAUCCGAAGUCGCAAUCGUGGCUCUUGAACACAAGGAUCCAUAGACCUCAUGGCGCCGAUAAGGUAACGGCGGUGGCAUUCCGUCCAGGGGCCAGAAGCGCAGAUUCGUUAUUGCUAGUGACGACUGGUGAAGACGGGAAUGUGAAGACAUGGAGAAUACGGUCUGCGAAGUCCAAAUCCGGCGCAAUCGAAGAGUUUUGGGUGGCCAGAUCGACACUUCGCUUCCGCUCAGAGAUACCAAGACAUGUCUCAUGGUCACCGGAUGGCUCGCUCUUUGCCGUCGCGAUGGGGACUCAUAUAUGCUUAUAUGACGAAGUGACAAAUUCCCUGGAGCAGGUCGUGACGUGUACGGAAUGCGGCCAAAUCUCGUCAGCACAUUUCAUCGGCCCUAAUGGUCGUUACAUUGCGGCUGUCGGCCCUCGGGACUUGAUGCUCUGGGAUGUGGUAUUGUCCACAUCGUGCUGGCAUUAUCGUAGCCCCUCCAUCAUCGAACGUCUGGUUGCUCACACAACGAAUGAGUCGUUUGCCGUCUUCGAACAGCUACCUUCCAUUAGCACCGAACCACCAUCUACAAAAGUCCUCCUCUUCCGACCGGCGUGGCCAUAUCCAUCUGUCUCGCGUACAUUGCCGUUCCGUCUUCGGGCUGCCAUAAUGUUCCCAUCUCUCAGUGGUCCGUCGACCAUGUCAUCUUUCACUCUAGUAGGCGUGACCGACUCCUGGCAUGUGGUCCUGUUUGGUGACGACGUCCGUCUUCCCGAAGAACAGGGCUCUACUGCCCGCGCGAUUGAUGAGGAUCCAAGCGCAGGCAAGAGAACUCUUUUCCAGGAUAUAUUUGGCAAGUCUGCCUUCGUAAACCUCAAUGCAGAGAACGCAACAUCUGCUGCAAGUGCUUUAUAUCUGCAGCCAUGGAGAGGGAAGGAGAUUGCUGAGGUCUUCGAUGCGCCUGCACAUCUCAUGCCACCACUCGGUUCAAUAUUCGAUUCGUUGUUAGAUAGCUUCCUGACCGCCAGGCCAGCGAAUGCUAUUUCCAGCGAGUCUGAGGAACAUGAGCGUGACGACGAGGACGAGGAUGCUGAGAUGGAUGUAGUUGAAAACGCUACCAGUAAUCUCAUUACUGUCGACACCCGUAUCGAUCGGGAAGUAGACCAAAAGGAGAUGGACACGUUCGUGGAACUCUUCAAGCACUACGCCGUCCAAGCUCCAAUACCUUCACAGCAGACGCAACCCAGGACUAAUGGUGUGCACAAAACGGAUGGCAUUAGCAAGCCACACACCAACGGCACAUCCCAUGCAUCCCAUGCGAUUCCUGCAGUCACUCCUGCCCACAUACAAGUGAAUGAUACCACCAAAAAAUCACAGGCUCCAGCGCCUGAUCCUGCCGAUGCAUCGCUUGUGGAGACAUCCCCAGUAAUAACUGGUAAAAAGCGGAAAAAGUCGCUAGGUUAG